Messenger RNA from Cloeon dipterum, 1678 nucleotides. RefSeq names its product putative ammonium transporter 1. The record is from RefSeq and is a predicted model, not a curated record. Bases 16 to 1437 code for a protein of 473 amino acids. NCBI's taxonomy places the organism in Eukaryota, Metazoa, Arthropoda, Insecta, Ephemeroptera, Baetidae. Gene Ontology annotation, cellular component: plasma membrane. The transcript has 8 exons. Gene Ontology annotation, biological process: ammonium transmembrane transport; ammonium homeostasis. Gene Ontology annotation, molecular function: ammonium channel activity.
UCCGUGAUUCGGGGUAUGAUCUCCGAAAUAAAACUCCUCCAUGAGCAUGUCGAAGGGCUCAGAUUCGUCAUCGACGAUUAUUAUCUGUUCUCAUUGGGCUUCCUCAUCAGCUUGAUGCAGAUCGGCUUCGGAUAUGUUGAAUGCGGUGCCGUGCGCUCUAAAAGCGCCACAAACGUCAUGAUGAAAAACAUGAUGGACUCCUUCCUGUGCGGCAUUGUCUACUGGUUGUUUGGCUUCGCGAUUGCCUUUGGCUAUGGCAACUCCUUCAUCGGAUACUACCCCUACAUGGCCGGCUACAGGCUCGGCGAGGACAAAUUGUACGGAAAAUGGUACUACGAGCUGUCGUACGCCAGCACUGCCUCCACCAUCGUGUCCGGAACGGUCGCCGAGCGAAUCCACUUCGUCGGAUACCUCGUUUACAGUUCCGUCAUCUCAGGUUUUGUGUUCCCGGUGGUGUGCCAUUGGGGUUGGAACGACGAAGGGUGGCUCAAGCUGAUGGGCUACGAAGAUUUCAGCGGCAGCGGCAUCGUGCAUCUGUGCGGCGGCAGCUGUGCCAUCGUGGCGGCGAUCAUUCUCGGGCCGCGUUACUGCAGAUUCGAGGAAAAGAAAUGCGACGGUGACCCAGACGAGAGGUGGAAGAGACUCAGCGGACACAGCACCCCCAUCAGCGCUCUCGGUGCCAUGAUUUUAUUCACCACGUUCUUGUCUUUCAACGCCGCGUCCGUCUUCUCGAUUUCCACCCCGGAAAAGGUGGAGCUGGCCGCCAAGGUGGUCAUCGUGUCGCUGCUGUCCGCGUGCGGCUGCAGCACCACCGGCCUCUUCCUCAGCAAACUUGGAGCCUUGAAUAAAGAACCGUUCAAGGGCAUCGGUUAUUGGAGCUUCAUGCACGCUGCCAACUGCGGCAUCAUGGGACUCGUUAUUAGCAGCUGUGCCGCUAACAAGAUGGAAAUUUGGGCUGGUUUCAUCUCAGGCUGUCUCGGAGCCCCUUUCUAUUGCCUCCUUCACCACAUGACCAGAAGAUUCAAAGUGGACGACGUGUUGAACAUCAUUCCUGUACACUUUGGCGGCGGCUUUGUCGGUUGCGUGUUCACCCCCAUUUUGAGGAACAACGCGAUUCCGGCCGGAGACUUCGAUCAGGCAUUCUUCAACUUUAAGGUCAACGCAAUCGGCGCGGUCUCCAUCAUGGCCUGGUCCAUGAGCUGUGCUUUCAUCAUUUUCUACUUGCUGAAGGUGUUCGAAGUGCUGCGCGUGCCAGUUGAAGACGAAAUCAACGGCGUGGAUAUGGCGAAGCAUAAUGAGGUUGCCUAUCAGCUGACGUACAGGGAUGUCAACCUCAAUGACACGCAGAACAGCACCAGGGUUUCAGAACCUGACAGCAAUAUGUCGCUGAGACAAAGGAAACCUCAAGAGUCGAUCGAGCUGCAAGUUGUUGCGUGAAAUUUUUUUUUAUGAAACACUGGAAUUUGGACAAGAAGAAGAAGGAGCAGAGUGCGAUUUGUUUCUGCGCGUGAAUUUGAAAGUUAUGAAGAAAUUGAUCGAGUGUGCUGAAGAGAAAAUGUACAAACCCCAUUUUUGAUCAUUUAACACAGUAACUCAGGUUACAUUUACAACUAAGGGAGAGCUCUUUAAUUAUGUAUAAAGUGAUUUAAUUACCAAUAAACUGUUAAUUCCAAAACUA